Molecule: messenger RNA, 2554 nt
Organism: Carassius carassius (crucian carp)
Lineage: Eukaryota; Metazoa; Chordata; Actinopteri; Cypriniformes; Cyprinidae
Product: E3 ubiquitin-protein ligase MGRN1-like
Exons: 17
Coding region: 484-2061 (525 amino acids)
Biological process (GO): endosome to lysosome transport; negative regulation of G protein-coupled receptor signaling pathway; protein ubiquitination
Cellular component (GO): nucleus; early endosome; plasma membrane
Molecular function (GO): ubiquitin protein ligase activity
Source: RefSeq, a predicted model, not a curated record
CGCCUCUCGUGACGAGCUCAGCCAAUCACGUGACGAGCUUCUACAACCCUCGCGGGGUCGCCUCGCAACAACGAUUUCCUUGUGUUGUGUUUUCACGAAGAAAACGGCUAUUGUUAUUUGGAGAAAACCCGGACAAAAUUAUCUGCAGGUCUUCAGUCUACCCUUUUAUAAUUUACUUUAGAGUUUAUAUGUGCCUGUUUACCAAUUGUUUUAUUGAGUACCAGUUCGUGACAGGCGAACUAAAGGAGCGGGCAUGCUAGUCAGUUAGCUAGUGUGUCGAGACUGAUCUGAACGUCACAUAAUACGACUGUAAGAGACACAGCUGAUCCCACUCAGAAGAAAAGAAAUGCCGCUCAAACACGUCAUGUUGAUUUGAACACUUUAUUCGUCUCGGAGCCGUUGCUGUUUUUUCUCGGCUAAGGUUAGCUCACUUAACCAGCCGUGUUGCUGUGGUUGUACAUCUGAUCGGUCUGUGCUGGAGAAAUGGGUUCAAUUAUUAGUCGAAGAAUCGCUGGUGUUGAGGACAUCGACAUCCAGGCCAAUUCUGCAUACAGAUAUCCUCCAAAAUCAGGAAACUAUUUUGCCAGCCAUUUCUUCAUGGGAGGAGAGAAGUUUGACACUCCUCAUCCAGAGGGUUACCUUUUUGGAGAGAACAUGGAUCUCAACUUUCUUGGUAACCGCCCAGUGCAGUUUCCAUAUGUUACUCCAGCACCCCAUGAGCCAGUCAGGACAUUGAGAAGUCUUGUCAACAUCAGAAAAGACUCAUUACGAUUGGUCAGGUAUAAAGAUGACACUGAUACUCCUACUGAUGAAGGAGCAAAACCAAGGGCCUUAUAUGGAGUUGAGUUCACCUUUGACUCUGAUGCACGAGUGGCCAUCACUAUCUACUGCCAGGCAUUUGAGGAGUUCUCCAAUGGGAUGGCAUUAUACAGCCCUAGAACCCCUGCAUUAGUCUCUGAAACCAUAUAUUACAAAAGAGGGGUUAGCCAGCAGUUUACCCUGCCCUCCUUCAAGAUGGAUUUCUCUGAAUGGAAGGAAGAAGAUCUCAACUUUGAUUUGGACAGAGGUGUUUUCCCCAUGGUGAUUCAGGCUGUGGUGGAUGAAGGAGAUGAUUGUUUGGGACAUGCACAUGUACUGUUGGCAGCAUUUGAAAAACAUGUUGAUGGCAGUUUCUCAGUCAAACCUUUGAAGCAGAAACAAAUUGUGGACCGUGUCAGUUACUUGUUACAAGAGAUUUAUGGAAUUGAGAACAAAAACAACCAAGAGACAAAGCCAUCUGAUGAUGAGAACAGUGACAACAGCAACGAGUGUGUGGUGUGUCUGUCAGAUCUGCGGGACACUCUAAUUUUGCCCUGUAGGCACUUGUGCCUGUGUAACUCCUGCGCUGAUACUCUGCGCUACCAGGCCAACAACUGCCCGAUCUGCCGACUGCCGUUUCGAGCUCUUCUUCAGAUUCGAGCUGUAAGAAAGAAGCCUGGAGCACUUUCUCCUGUUUCCUUCAGCCCAGUGCUGGCUCAAAACAUGGAUCAUGAUGAGCACUCAAGCUCAGACUCAGUUCCCCCUGGCUUUGAGCCCAUCUCGCUGCUGGAGGCUUUGAAUGGUCUUGGUGCUGUGUCCCCUGGCCUUCCAUCUGCUCCUCUGUAUGACGAGAUCAACUUCUCUGGAAGCUUGAGUGGAGAGAGCAGGCAGCUCAGCUCACCUGACCACUCUGGAGACAGUUGUGGACAGAAGAGCAAAGUCAGCAAGUCACCCGACAGCACUCUACGCUCUCCAUCAUCACCCAUUCAGGAGGAGGAUGAAGAAAAACUGUCUGAGAUGUCUGAUGCACAAGCUCACAUGCUGCUGUCCAGCAGUCCUGCCCCCACUGAGGGUACGGCUGGAGAGGACGCCCCUGAUUCACUGUCUCCUGAAGAUGAGGAUGGACUGAAUUUGGAGGAAGAGGUGAUGAAUGACUGCAGCAGUGAGCACAGCAGCUUUACCAAGACUGAAAGUGACCCCCCUGGAGACCUGUCCCUCCCCGCUGUAGGUCCUGAUUCCUGCUCUAUUGGUUUGGAAGAGUAAUGGGAUUAUCUGGCUCAACGGAGAGUCUGGACACUCAGAGUACCUGCUGCUCCAGCCAGCCACUCCUGGGUCCCUCAAGUCAUUUGCACAUGGAUGAUGAUGAUGAACUGGAUGUUUAACCCUGUCCAUCUCCUUCUUUGUACAGCCGGACAUGUCUCCACAUUGCAGUUUGAUGCACUCCCAUUCCAAUAUCCCACUUUGAACGUGAUUGACUCUUGUUCCAGGCCUUUUGUUUUAAACAUUAACUGGCUGAGGCCAAUGAGCUUGUUCUGGAGGUGUGUCAUAUUUAUUGUGCUUGGUGUUUGGGGCUCAACAGUUGCUUACUUCACCCAAAAUGACCACCCUUACCCAAACUCUGCUUUAUUAUCUUUCUUCCAUGAAUCACUAAAGAAGUUGGGCAGAAUGUCCAGUCUGCUCUUUUACAUUCCAUAAAGUGGAAGUUGAUUUUAAAGUCCUUGGUUAGCUCAGAAAACCAGUGAAAUAAAAUUAUUAG